AUUGUUACUGACAAUGGUGCAAAUGUUGUCAAUGCUUGUCGUAAACUGAAAGAAAAAUAUGGUUGGAUACACAUACGAUGUGCAGCACAUACACUACAGUUGUGUUUAAAGCAGGCAUUUGAUAUUCCACAGAUUAAAUCUGCUAUUGGUGCUGCUAGACACCUUGUUGCAUUUUUUCGACAGUCAUCAAAAGCCAGCCAAGCAUUAAAAGCUGCUCAAGAAAAAGAACAUCAGCUGGAGCUUAUACUUGAUGUUUCCACAAGAUGGAACUCCACAUACAGUAUGUUGGAGAGACUUUGUCGCCUGCAAGCAUAUGUUCGCCAAGUCCUUUGCAAUGGGCUCAUUGUAAAAGCAACAUCGUCAGCUCAUUUGGAGUUAAAAGACAACCACUGGGCACUGAUUCAAACCCUAGUUGAAAAACUUAAACCAAUUAAGAUUGCAACAGAUUACCUGGAAGGUGAAAAAUAUGUGUCUAUAAGUGGUGUAAUACCAUUGGUCAAAGGAUUGUCACAAAAGUACAUGCCAUGUGAAGAAGAUUCAAGAAGUUUAGCUUUAUUUAAGAACAAAAUUCUAACUCAAUUGCAUGAGAGAUUUGGGUUCGUUUUCAACCAGAACUCGUGUUAUAUUCACAUGAGCAUCGCAACAUGGCUGGAUCCAAGAUACAAAACGAGCUAUUUCAAAAAAGUUGAUGGUAUUCAAAUUAAAGGCAGUAUAGAAUCAGAAAUGAUCGCAAUAAAACAACGACAGACAAAUGCAAACAGCAAGGAUAUCGACAACUGUUUUGAAAAACAAUUUGAUUUUGCCAAAAAGCCGGAAUCACUAGAUGAACUAUUGGGCUGUGGCAUUGAAAGCCACGACAGCAGCAAAGAAAUAGACGAGGGCAAUGACGAUGAAGUUGCCAGCGUUUCGGAAGAAACGGCCUCGUAUUUAAAAACCAAAAUUCAGACUACCAACCUAAAUACUUUGGAAUGGUGGAAAAGUAACACAGCUACACCUGUUUUGAAAGAACUGGCAGUAAAGUAUUCAUGCAUGCCAGCGACAUCAGCAUCCUCCGAACGAUCUUUUUCUAGUGCAGGAUUGACUGCUAGUAAAUUACGAUCACGGUUAACCGGCAAACAUGUGGAGAUGUUAAAUGUGUUACACUGCAACAAAAAAUUUUGCAUGUGAAGUGCACAAUUUUAUUUUUUUCAAUUUUUCACAUUCCUGUUCCACAAUCUUAUUUUUUGUAAUUUUCACAUUCUUGUUCCAUAAUCUUAUUUUUUGUAAUUUUUCACAUUCCUGUUCCACAAUCUUGUUUUUUGUAAUUUUUCCUGUUCUGAUUUUAAAAAGUUUUUCAUAAAAUAAAACAGUUCCAAUAUUCCGAUUACUAGAUUGUGACUUCAAUUUAGUUUGUUGAAGCUGUUAGUUAAGUUAUUGAAACAGUGUAGAGUUCAGUCGAGGCAUUUAGCUUACAAUGUGGCUGUAAAUGAAAAUAGAAUAGGAUUCGGUAUUCUGGAUUCGAUUUAACUAUUCUAGAAUAUUCUAGAAUAGUAAAUUAUUCUACAUUGCCCAUCCCUAAUUUCAGGGGUACUUGAUUGUCAAAAAAUAUGUAGAGACCACGUUCACAAACGAAGGCAAUUACUCAUAGCACAGUGGACAUAUCGAAAAUUGAAAUUCAGGAAAAAUCAUGUAGACAAAAUGAGUUAUUGUUUUAUCUAAUUCGCCUCCCAAGAAUUAUUUCGAAAAUAUAAAAGACUCCUCAUGGAUAUAAAAGAUGCGAAGCUGAGUUAUGGUGGGCCCAUCGUUGUCAACAGCAAAAUUAGAAAAAAAAUGAAAAUUAAUUUUUUUGUAAAAAAAAAAAAUAA
Molecule: messenger RNA, 1844 nt
Organism: Styela clava
Lineage: Eukaryota; Metazoa; Chordata; Ascidiacea; Stolidobranchia; Styelidae
Source: RefSeq, a predicted model, not a curated record